UCUGCGCUUUUUUUGGCCGAGGAAAAGUUAAUAUCGUCAGAGUUAAUAUCAUGGAUGGAGAAGGAGAAGCACGUCAAAAUUUUAAAUCUCUCCAAGUUGUCAAACGCCCGGCCAAAUGUGUUUCUCCUUAUAAGGAUGGCUGUUGGUCUUGGUUGGUGUGUCUUGCUGCUGUUGUCUCAAACGUGUUAAUUUGUGGAUUUACCUUCAGUUAUGGCAUUCUAUUUCCUGCCAUCUUGGACGAGUUUAAACAAGGGAAAGCUAAAUCAGCUUGGGUUGGAUCAAUCGCUAUGAUGGGUAUAGGCAUUUAUGGUCCACUGAUCGCAAGGUUGUAUUUUCGCUUUGGUGCUCGACUUGUCUCAUUUGUCGGAGCCCUAAUCUGCGUAUUUAGUCUAGCUGUUACCUCUAAAGUGACAAACCUGUACUUGAUGUAUUUAACCUACGGAUUACUGUUCGGUUUUGGCUCUGGCGGCAUCUACCUGGUGACCUACAUAGUUGUGCCAAGAUACUUCAUAAAAUGGCGCUCUCUUAGUUUGGGUCUCAUAGCUAUGGGGCCCGGUGGAGGGAUGUUUAUCAUGAGCCCUGUUGUGCAUGAGUUGUUCGUAAGAUUUGGAUGGAGAGGAACAUUUUUAGCAAUGGCUGGUAUUGUCUCCGUAACUUGUAUUCUAGCUUUGGUUUAUAAGCCAAUUAUGAUAGAUUCUGAUGUGGAAGACGAGAAUAGUGAGUCAGCAAAGGAUGAUAAAUUCUGGGAUGUUACGAUCCUCAAGCACAAAGUGUUUGUCCUUAUAACAGUUGCUGGGUUUGUGUACUACCUUGGCCACUAUACUCCAGCUGUACAUAUAGUUCGUUUUUUGGAAGGCAAAGGAGUCCCAGAGGCUAAAGCCGCACGCUUGUACAUCUACAGUGGUCUAGCUUCCUUGCUAAUCCGACCGGUGAUUGGUCGACUGAACGACGUCACUUGGAUCAAUAUGUUCUAUAUCUAUUCAAUAGCCACAGGUGUUGAGUGUGUGGUUACCUUCCUGUUACCUUUCGUAAUCACAAACAUUAGCCUUGUUAUAUACUUUGUGGUGUUUGGAUUGGCUGAUGGUGCAAUGGGUUGUGGUUUGCCCAUUGGUGUGAUAAACAGUCUUCCAGAGAAAAUGAGACCAUUGGGGAUCGGGGCUUACAACUGCCUCAGUUGUUUUUCCUCAGCUUGUGGUCCGGCUCUUGGAGGUAAAGUAUAAUU
Molecule: messenger RNA, 1222 nt
Organism: Stylophora pistillata
Lineage: Eukaryota; Metazoa; Cnidaria; Anthozoa; Scleractinia; Pocilloporidae
Product: monocarboxylate transporter 4
Biological process (GO): transmembrane transport
Molecular function (GO): transmembrane transporter activity
Source: RefSeq, a predicted model, not a curated record